UACACCUCACUGAGACGGAAAGAUCGAGAGUUCCUCUCCCCUCAUCAUUGGGAUAAUAAGUAAAAGUGUCACCAAAAGUAAACCAAGCUCCAUAUACGGGGCUACUUUUAAAGUUCAUCCGAGGAGACAGGUGCAGCCGUGGAAGCUAAUUCAACAGCCAAACUCAGUUUCCUCAACAUCACGGCUUCGUUACGUCAGUACAAGUUACGUUCUUCUUGAAAGAAUAAAUGAUGCUUUAAAAGGAAAGAUAUGGCAGGGUUCUCCAUUAUCUUCAAAAUACUUUAUCUUCUCUCACAGAUAUUUGAAAGUUUUCAAGCAACAACUUCAAACAUUUUAACUUACAAGUGUGAUUCCUCCAAUUUAACCCUGCGUUAUGCCGCUGAAACUUUGGCUGAGAAUCCAUGCAGUGGAUGCCGUAUCAACGAAACCAAACUUCCCAUUUGUCAGCGGCGCCUGUAUGCUCCAAUAGCUUCAUGUAAAGAUAAGUCAACCAGGAUCUCCUUUAGCUUAAAAGUAUGGCCAACGGGCGAGAUUCCAGAUAGCGAAGCGAACAACCAGCCGGCGGAAAGCCUCGAAGAUAGCCACGAUAUACUCACAAUGCAACCCCAGGGAAGGGCUAUUGUUUUAAAGCUGAGUGGCGUGUCGCUUGUUCAAUAUUCUGGCUUGUCUUUCAACUGGAGUUCUAACUCUUCGUCGCUAAAUUUCACCAUGGAUUACAGCAUGGACGGCUUUCACUGGAUCGACUACACUGAGGACGAACGAGUAAAGGUUUUCCAAGUCUACCGCUACCAUCCAACAGUAUGUUUGUGUCGUAAGGUUAUGGCCAGGUACCUAAGGAUAAAGAUUACAGAAACAUCAGAGUUUGCACCUUGGAUGAGUGGGUACUUGGAUGCAACUUUCUGUUCAAUUACUGCCGGAGGUUGGUCUUUAUUCAAUUCAUUAGCAGCUUUUUCCCAUCAUUACACAAAUUUGUGCGACCUCCGUCUACCUUAA
This is a messenger RNA of Stylophora pistillata, 993 nucleotides long. RefSeq names its product polycystin-1. Gene Ontology annotation, biological process: detection of mechanical stimulus. NCBI's taxonomy places the organism in Eukaryota, Metazoa, Cnidaria, Anthozoa, Scleractinia, Pocilloporidae. Gene Ontology annotation, cellular component: membrane. The record is from RefSeq and is a predicted model, not a curated record. Gene Ontology annotation, molecular function: calcium channel activity; protein binding; calcium ion binding.